Messenger RNA from Humulus lupulus (European hop), 888 nucleotides. Its product is annotated as G-type lectin S-receptor-like serine/threonine-protein kinase LECRK2. Lineage: Eukaryota; Viridiplantae; Streptophyta; Magnoliopsida; Rosales; Cannabaceae. Gene Ontology annotation, biological process: protein phosphorylation. The record is from RefSeq and is a predicted model, not a curated record. Gene Ontology annotation, molecular function: ATP binding; protein kinase activity. The transcript has a single exon. The coding region runs from base 1 to 888 and encodes 295 amino acids.
AUGUGGGAGAGUUUCAAGGUAACAAGUGACACAUUGUUACCAACACAAACUUUGGAUAAAGGUGUUUUGGCAUUGGGCAAAAGUAGUUAUUCGGUUGCUGUCAAAAGGUUGGAUAACAUGGUGAAAGAAGGUGAGCAGGAAUUCAAAGCAGAAGUAAUGUCCAUUGGUCGUACAAACCAUAAAAAUUUGAUUAGGCUAAUUGGGUUUUGUAAUCAGGGACAACACCAACUACUUGUUUACGAGUACAUGAGCAAUGGAUCCUUGGCAAGCUUUCUUUUUGGAUCAUCAAAUAAGCCAAGGUGGCACCAAAGAAUGCAAAUUGCUUUAGGGAUUGCACGGGGGCUAUUUUACUUGCACGAAGAGUGCAGCACCCAAAUCAUACACUGUGAUAUCAAGCCUCAGAACAUCCUCCUAGACGAGUCAUACAAAGCUAGAAUUUCUGAUUUUGGAUUGGCCAAGAUUCUGAAGACUGACCAGACUCGAACCAAUACUGGAAUGAGAGGAACCAAAGGAUAUGUUGCCCCUGAAUGGUUUAGAAACAUGGCUGUGUCAGUGAAGGUAGAUGUUUACAGCUAUGGAAUACUAUUGUUGGAGCUGAUUUGCUGUAGAAAGAAUGUUGAGGUAAAUGUUAAGGAUGAUGCUGAAAUGAUAUUAGCUGAUUGGGCAUGUGAUUGCUAUGGAGCUGGGAAAGUGGAGUGUCUAGUCGAGAAUGAUGAUGAGGCCAUGGUGGAGUUGAAGAUGGUUGAAAAGUAUGUGAUGAUUGCUAUAUGGUGUAUCCAAGAAGACCCUUCACUACGACCUACUAUGAAGAAAGUUAUGCUGAUGCUUGAAGGAAGUGUUAAGUUUUCAGCUCCUCCACACCCAAAUUCAUUCCUUAGCUCUUUAUAG